Messenger RNA from Nerophis lumbriciformis (worm pipefish), 2478 nucleotides. Lineage: Eukaryota; Metazoa; Chordata; Actinopteri; Syngnathiformes; Syngnathidae. The record is from RefSeq and is a predicted model, not a curated record.
AUGGAGCCGAUUACGGCCUGGAGCGAGGAGACCGUGUCCCAGUGGCUCCAAGGUCUAGACGCACCCUUGCAUCGGUAUGCUUUAUCAGAGUGGCAUCUGACUGGUCUGGAUCUACUCCAGUUGACUUCCGAGGAUUUGGACAGGCUAGGAGUGUCCAAGAUCGGCCACCAGGAGCUGUUACUGGACGCUGUGGAGAAGCUGUGCUCCUUGUCAUACGGUGACAGUGGGGAGAACCUACAAGGGCUGACGGAGAAACUGCGAAGUGUGGCUCACAACUUGCAGAUGGGCAUCCAGGGCCGCUGGCGCCACAACAGCUACGAUGGUCAGAGCGUCACCAAGCUGUCCACUAGUUUGUUGCAUGCUGUGGUGGAGCUUAUAUCCUGUGCUAAAGGGCUGUUCACCAUUUUGAACAGGUAUCAGCUCUCCCAACUGAGCAGACACACAACCAGCAAGAAAAUCUUGAACCAGUGCAAAGAAUUGGGGGUGAUUGUGCAAAAGAAACGCACUUGCGUCUACGAGAAGGAGAAGGACAUCAUCUCUGUGUGCCGUCAAUUGGUGGUGGUGUGUGACGAGAUCCUGAGCUGCAGCCCAGAAGCUCUUCUCACCAACACGACGCAGCUGGAGAGCGUUGACCUGGUGCCUGCGUCACCGGGAGAACAGUUGGGCAUUGAGAUAACAUCCAUCGGCUCCAGUAACCACUAUGUGACCGGAACCGCAGCAGAGGUGGGCUGGAGCAGGGCUAACCUUGUGAAGAAGUUACAGGAGAAUCCCAACGGCGUCACUCUGGUCCUAAAAAGGUCUUCCGGCUCGCUGUGUCGUAGAGGUCCUGGGCAGAGAUUACUCUCACUCCAAGAGGAGUACUUCUACAAAGAGGAGAGUUCGGAGGAAGAAGAAGAAGAGGAGGGAGAGGAAAAUCUGAGGCACUCCAUUUUUGAGAGGGUAGCAGCUUCUGUUCGGUCCUUGUCUUUCAGGAGAGCCGUUCAAGGCCCACAGGUGACCGAACAGCCUAUGGGACAGGAGGAGUCCGAGCUGUCUGCUGACAAGGAGCUGGAAGGCAGUCUUUCGCCUCAAGGCGCUCCAUCUUCGCUGUCAGUUUCAGGAGAGUUUGAGAGUCCUGGUUGGCGACUUUCUCCGGGCCUUAAUCGAAGAAGAGAUCGCACCCCUUCACCCCGAAGCAUUUCACCAAGCGUAAUCUACCGAAGUUCUUCACUUCAGGCACUUAACCAGGACAGGACGAGCGUCAGCUCCUGUCCUGAAAUGGUAGGACACACGGGACACCAGGAGGCAAAGAAGAGUUCUACUAAAGGAAUGACAACGGCCCUUAGUCGACGACGUGUCUCCUGCAGAGAACUGGUCCUGCCUGACUGUGACGGCUGGCUUUGGAAAAAGAGGAAGGAGAGCGGCGUCUUCAUAGCACAGAAGUGGCAACGAUUCUGGUUUGUCCUCAAAGGACCGUCACUCUACUGGUACACCAGCCAACAGGAUGAAAAGGCAGAGGGUUUUGUCAACAUCGCCAGUUACAACAUAGAAAGCGCUGGCGAGCACAAACGGAAAUAUGUGUUCAAAAUGUGCCACCAGCGAUUUCACAACUUCUUCUUUGCUGCUGACAAUGUUAGCGAAAUGAGCAAGUGGAUAAAUUGCCUCAUCACAACCAUUCAAAAGCACAAGAAGCUCAGCCCAGACAGUGAAGAAGAGUGUUAUAGUGAGACAGAAUCAGAAAGUGAGGGAUCCCCUUCACCCCGCAGGAGGCAUAAGGUUAGCACUCUUCCUCGCCCAAAGCGCAGGACCAACAUUAAGGUGCCAUUGUCAAGUCCGUCAACAGGGAGCAGCAAAGCCGCUCCAGAAGACGAGAUGGGCAAGAUGUUAAAUAACAUCAAGGAAGGUGGUGUGUCCCUGAUGGGCCACGAGCAGCCGUUCACGCACGACCAUUUUAGGAGGUCGUUCAUCCGGCGCAACAAGAACCCCGUCAUCAAUGAGAAAGCGCACGCGCUCCGUGCACUGCAUAGUACCCUGAAGGCCAAAGAAGCUGAAUUACAGCAGAUCAACAAACUUCUAGAAGGUGAUGCCGUAACGGCCUCAAAGUAUCGCCAGUGGAAGGAACAGAACGAAGAACUAUCUCAGGAAAUCGAGAGACUGGUCUCUGUAAGGGCCUCCAAAUUGGCAGAUGCCGACAAGGCCGCCGCUGACGUCACGGCGCGAGACACGCCUGGCGACGAAGUUGCCUUGGAAACGGUCACCCCGGAAACAAGCCCCGCAGAGACAAAAGGCGCAUACAGACUAAACCUCAGCAUGGGCGAACAGCUGGUGGAUGCCGAGCCAUCAGAUGUUCUUCUGGAGCUCCCACAGGUCUCUCCGGCGGAAGAGAGGAGCAGUCUCGGGUUGGAACUCUCACUGGGCUCUCUGCAAGAAUCCAUCAACAAGGAGCUGAGCGAGAUGAGGGAGAGCGGCGAGGGCUCCGAGACUUAUUUCUUUAUUUAA